AUGGCGGGUGAAGAUCUCACUAAGGUCAAUGCCAGGAACAUCAUCAAGCCGACGAUCGACCAUCUUCGUGAAGAUGUUCGUCAGAUGCUGGAGGAGCGCAAGAAGAAAUGUGAUGAGGAGGAUCUGCAGGCAGUGCUUGCAAUCUUUAAAGUUGACCGAUGGGGUAACAUCACCAAGGUCAAGGACAUCACCUUCACAUCCACCUCCACGGAUGCAUCUACCGAGGAGCAUUUCACCUCCUCCACCUCCUCAUCGUCAUCGUCAUCGUCAUCAUCGUGCUACUACCCUGUUGCAGCCCUAGCCGCGCUGCUGUCCUUGGACGCGGCCGACAGGAAGGACACACAGCUGCUCAACGACCUUGUCCAGCACAUGGACGCCGACGAGUGCUCCGGCUGGUCCUCUUCAUCAUCCUCGUGUACUUCCUCCGGGACAGGAAUGGAAUCGAUAGGCACAGCCAACGGCCGUCAUUGGCGGCAGGACGCCUGGCCGGGCCAGAAGCAGGAGGCCUUCAUCGGGGUACGCAAGCGGCCAUGGGGUAAGUUCGGCGCCGAGAUCCGCGACUCCACACGCGGAGGCGCCCGCGUGUGGCUCGGCACCUUCGACAACCCCGAGGCCGCCGCAAUCGCCUACGACCAGGCCGCCUUCGCCUCCCGCGGCGCCGACGCCAUCCUCAACUUCCCCAUCAGGCACGUUCAGCAGUCACUCCACACAAUCGUGGACGCCACCGCCGGAGUCUCCCCUGUCCUCGCGCUGAAGCGCCACCACUCCAGGCGCAUGAGCACGGCGCGCAGGCGGAGCAAGCUCCAAUUGGCACCCCAAAGCGCCACCGCGUCCAGCGUAUCGUCCGUGGCGGCUAUGGCGGUGCCGCAGCCGGUGGCGACACCCGGCCACUGCGAUGUGCUGGAGCUUGAGGACCUCGGCGCUGAGUACUUGGAGGAGCUCCUCCGGAUGGCAUCCGAGGACUGACACUCAAGGGAUUACCCUUUUCCGGUGGCGUAAUCAUCCUGCUCGUCACAAUUACACAUGGAUUAGCACGGCUAGAGCUAGUCAUGUCUCUAUCAUGUGUCACCACCCUGGCUCAACUGCUUCUAUUCAUUUAUUCUUUUUCAUUUUUCA
Panicum hallii is the source of this 1116-nucleotide messenger RNA. RefSeq names its product dehydration-responsive element-binding protein 3-like. The coding region runs from base 1 to 966 and encodes 321 amino acids. The record is from RefSeq and is a predicted model, not a curated record. Lineage: Eukaryota; Viridiplantae; Streptophyta; Magnoliopsida; Poales; Poaceae. Gene Ontology annotation, biological process: regulation of DNA-templated transcription; ethylene-activated signaling pathway. Gene Ontology annotation, molecular function: DNA-binding transcription factor activity; DNA binding. The transcript is spliced from 3 exons.